Molecule: messenger RNA, 2457 nt
Organism: Vanessa atalanta (red admiral)
Lineage: Eukaryota; Metazoa; Arthropoda; Insecta; Lepidoptera; Nymphalidae
Exons: 2
Coding region: 1-2457 (818 amino acids)
Molecular function (GO): zinc ion binding; nucleic acid binding
Source: RefSeq, a predicted model, not a curated record
AUGAAGUAUCUGGGCCUCAUCCUGGACGGUCGAUGGAGCUUCGGGCAGCAUUUUGUCCAUCUCGGCCCGAGGCUCAUCAACGCCGCCGCCGCUCUCGGCCGCCUCCUUCCGAAUGUGGGGGGGCCGGGAUCGCUAUGCCGGCGUCUAUAUUCCGGUGUAGUGAGGUCGAUGGCGCUGUACGGUGCCCCGAUCUGGGUCGACGCCCUCACCGCUGACAACCGGGCCCUGCUGCGUAAGCCGCAGAGGGUCAUAGCGGUGAGAGGCAUCAGAGGGUACCGUACGGUGUCGUGGGCUGCGGCGACACUUCUCGCGGGCGAUCCGCCCUGGGAGCUCCAGGCGGAGGUGCUCGCGGAAAGGAUGGGCGCGCUGUCGGAUACCGACAGCGUGUCGAGUCGUAUGACUGUUGAUAUGGCGGUGGAGGUGGGCGCCCCGAUGGCGCGCGCUGAAACCAACGACCUUGGCUUGAAUGAAGGACUAGCUGCCCGGCCUGUGCGACUCUCCGAGUCGGACUCGUCGGUCUGCAGCAUGAUGACGGUGGAGUCGGGAGAUGACACACCCAAGGAGAUGACACAGAAGAGGCAGAAGGGUGCGAAGCGGACUCACGCUGAGGAAAGCUGCUCUGGCUCUGAGAGCGACGCGAGCGUGCAGCUGGGUGAUAAUUCGGAAUCCUCAGUGAGCAGGUGGCUAAAACCCGCCACUAAGAGGGGGCGAGGCCGUCCGCCCACCCAUGGAAGAUACGUGGGCAUAGGGAAGUCGCAGGAAGAGCUCCGCGAAGCGAAGUCGAAGGCGAAGACGGAUCGCUUCCAAACGGAGGACGCGUUGGCCGUUUACAACGAAACGGCCAAGUUGGCGCUGGAAGAGAGAGCGGCCCGCAGAGCGAACCGACAGACAGAUGAGCAUGCCGAGGACGCACCGAAGACGUCCGCCGCUUUGGACACGACAGUCCAGCAGGCGUUAGACGUGGUGCUCCAGGUUGCCGACAAGUCGGGCAACCUGAAGGGUACUUUCGUCAGGGCUCUGAAGACUGCCGCUGACACCAUCAAAGGUGCGGUAGCGGAACUUAGAGCUCUGACCAUGUCAGAGGAGGUGGCCCGCCUGGAAGCUGCUAACGCACAGCUUUCGGGCCAGUUGGCCGAACUGCGCAGAGAGGUGGCCGAGAUGCGCCGAAAACCGCAGGAUAACAACGAGGAAGGUCUCAAGCGCAUCAUGGAGGAGGCGCUGCGGUCCAGCCGAGAGCAGUUCGGCAACAUGCUGAACGCCCGGAUGGAGGGCAUCGAGCGCCGCCUCCUUCCGGAGCCUCGGUUGCGGCCUCCGCUAGCUGCAGACCGCAAGGAGGCAGAAGCUGCAGCUAGCAGCAAUACAGCAAGGGUGUCGGCACCAGUCGAGCCGCCCACUGCCAAAGUAGUAGAGAAGGCUGACAAAAAGCCAAAAAAGAAGACGAAACGCCCUAGCAUGGCUGCCAAGGAGGCGGCAGCGGCUGCGGCCAAGAAGACCGCUCCUCCACCAGCGCCGAAGCCAGGCGGCUCCGGAGCAUCUUGGGCGGCUGUUGUUCGUCAACAGCCGAAUAAGCCGCCCAAGAAGCCUAAGGCGCCGGAAAAGAAGUCGAAAGAAAGGCGUCCCGGAAGGAAACUUCGCUCUCCUCGCACCGCGGUGAUCACCAUCACCCUGAAGCCCGGUGCCGAGGAGAAAGGGGUGAGGUAUGAGGAUGUUCUCGUCGAGGCCAAAAGCCGAAUUAAGCUCGGCGAGGUAGGCCUCACCUCUGUGCGCUUCCGCACGACGGCAACGGGGGCACGGAUGCUGGAGGUCCCGCCGGGUACCAACGACGCGGAGAAGGCGGCGGAUGCCCUGGCGGUCAAGCUCCGCGAGGUCCUCAGCUCGGACGCGGUCCAGGUCCAUAGACCGACUAAGUGUGUCGAGUUGAGAAUCUUGGACCUGGACGACUCGGUGACUGCGGUGGAGGUGGUGUCUGCGGUCGCCGAAGAGGGGGGUUGUUCCGCUGGAGCAAUAAAACCGGGUGUUAUUGCCCGGCGCUCCGGCGGCUCCGGCUCCCUCUGGAUGAGCUGCCCGGUGGCGGCGGCAAAAAGAGUGCUGGAGGUGGGCCGCGUCAAGGUGGGGUGGGUCUCGGCACGAGUGAGACUGCUCGAGCCGAGGCCGCUGCGCUGCUUCAGGUGCUUGGAGGGGGGCCACAUGGGGGCCAAAUGUGAUAGGGGUGUCGACCGCAGCCGUCUGUGCUUCCGCUGCGGCCUUCCCGAUCACAGGGCCAGGGAGUGUACCGCCGCUGAAGCCAAUUGUAUCGUGUGCUCAGCGGCCGGUAAGCCUGCGGCACAUGCCGUCGGUAGCAAGGCGUGCCAGGGCAGCAAAACUCGUCUCGCCUCAAAGAAGGGAGGAGCGGUGGCGAAAGGGCCCGUCACCGCGUCCCAGAGGACUGUUGAGGAGCCCAUGGAGACCGCCCAAUAA